UCAGUGGUGAAUUUUACAGUUCAGAAGUUUACAGCUUUAUGUGUGAAUUAUAUUUAUAGUUAUUAUUGCAUUAUGGUUGAAAGCACUGUUUUUCAACACCUGGAAACCACGCUUCAGGAAUUUUUGAUGCCUUUGGGUUUCGAGGUGUGGCCGUUCAAGGUUGGCUGGUACAAUGCUGUCCUUCAUUCCACCUUUUAUUUACCAUAUCCUGAAGACACUUUGGCUUUUAUUGUGCUUAGUGCACCACAGAUGUUUGAAAAAGCCUUCAAGCCUUUCUUGCAGAAAAAGUUGUUCAAAAAUGUAAAGGAUCCCAUUGAUGAGUGUGUUUCUCAUUACUUCACUGUACUGAAGCAGAAUUUAAAAGACCUAAAUGUUGACAUCAUUUAUGAUCAUGAACUCCAGCCAAACCGUAAGCCAAAGGUUUUAGUACAGACAGCUGCCCAUGUGGCUGGAGCUGCUUACUACUAUCAGAGGAAAGAUGUGAAAAAUGACCCCUGGGGGGAAAAGAAAAUAUAUGGAGUGUGUAUCCAUCCCCGCUAUGGAGGCUGGUUUGCAAUGCGGGGAGUUCUGAUAUUUCCAGACAUUUUAGUGCCAUCUCUACAGCAGAAGGACCCUGUGGACUGCUUGUCUUCAGAUAAUAAGAUUAUUCAGGUCCUGGAAAACUUUAAUUUCCAUUGGCAGGACUGGACCUACAGAGAUAUCAUUGACGUAGAGGAAAGGUACUCUGAAGAGCAGAAAAAAUAUUUUUCUACACCUCCUAAGGAAAGAUUGCCAUUACUGGAACAGAUGGUGGAUUUAAGAGUGCCCUUCCUACUGAAGAUAAUGACCAGCAAGUAGCAUCUGUAGUUUUGAAAGUUGCUACAACAUGAUGUAGAAACUAAAAACAAUUGCUGAAAAUUAGAAUAAGAAAACAGCAGAACAUUUUACUUCUGAAAAAUGGUACUAUUGACAGUAGUCAUGCAAGAUGUAAAAAUUGUGUUAACUGUCAUUUUUUAAUGUACAAUGUUUCAUCAUCACCUUUAACUGCCAAAGAUUUUGUCUAACGUCUAUGUUAAGUUGUCAAUCUCGCCUUCAUUCUUGCUGGAUGGGUCCGGAGCCGAUCCUCGGC
Molecule: messenger RNA, 1108 nt
Organism: Protopterus annectens (West African lungfish)
Lineage: Eukaryota; Metazoa; Chordata; Ceratodontiformes; Protopteridae
Gene: MMACHC
Product: metabolism of cobalamin associated C
Exons: 4
Coding region: 73-837 (254 amino acids)
Biological process (GO): cobalamin metabolic process
Cellular component (GO): cytoplasm
Molecular function (GO): demethylase activity; cyanocobalamin reductase (cyanide-eliminating) (NADP+) activity; FAD binding
Source: RefSeq, a predicted model, not a curated record